AUGAAUCGCAAGCCUUCAUUAGGCAUCCUUGGGUUGUCAAAGAGUGUCGCAACCCGCUUAACCAACGCCGAUGGACUCAAAUUCGCCAGCGAUGGAGUCGGAAUCAAGAGCAUAAGGGCGACCCGUACCUUCGCACUGCCACCGAAAAAUGAAGUAACAAUCAAUAACGAGAAAGCCAUUGUGGAACAAGGCGGUAGCAACAUAAACACAGCUGUUGUGAAGAGCUCUGUUGCGCCUCCUGUCAACGUGGGAAGGAUCUCAGACGGAAAUACAAGCAGCGCCGUAGCGACCGCCAAAGACGCGCUCAAGAGCAUAUCCAUGCUCUCGCUAUGGUACGCAGGCACGGUGAUGUACAACAUAGAGAAUAAAAAGGCUCUUAACAUGUGCCCGCUGCCAAAGUCGAUAGCGGCUAUGCAGAUGCUCAUCGGUAUACCCUACUUCCUCACCAGAUGGUUGGCAGGCAUAAAGGCUGUACCGUCAAUCUCAAUCUCAAAUGAUGGCGUAGAAAAGGUGGACCCGAAUCAAGGUGUGCUUCAAACAAUAAAGAGCAGGGUUAAAAACGCUCUUGCGCGCGUUAGGAAUACGGUGCAAGCGUACUCGUCGGUUCUUAAGCAGAGCGCUGUAUUUUCCAUGCUGCACCUGCUGUCAGUAACGGCGCUGGGUGCUGGAGCUAUCAGUUUUGUUCACAUCGUGAAGGCCAGCGAACCGCUGUUUGUAUCCGCGAUUUCACUGCUCAGCGGAACAGGAUCAAUGUCGCCAGUCACGUUCCUCACCCUAUUACCGAUUCUGGGUGGCGUCGCCAUGGCAUCGGUCAAGGACGUUAAUUUCAACCCAGUUGCAUUCGCCACUUCCUUGGCGUCGAAUGUAUGUGCCUCUAUUAGGCGCAUAGAGGCGAAGAAAUUCUUCAAGCAGGAUCUGAGCAAGAUCGGAAGUAACCUUGACGCAACGAACGUCUCGUCGUUGGUGACCAUCAUCAGCUCACUGAUUCUCGCUCCACUCGCUUUGUUGGAGGCGCCGCAGUGGGCCAGUAUGUACAAAAGCGUCCUCUACAAAUUCGGCAGCAAGGGACUUCUCCAGCUUGCAAGGCACAUCGCAUUGUCCGGAUUCUUCUACACUCUGUAUAACGAGGUGUCCUUCGUCGCACUAUCGCAGCUUACUCCAGUGAGCCACGCCGUCGCAAACACCCUGAAACGCAUUUUCCUCAUCAUUACAAGCUCCAUCCUCUUCAAAACCAAAAUCACAAACAUGGGCCUGUACGGCUCAGCCACGGCAAUCACCGGAGCUAUGCUAUACUCACUCAGCAAACAUUACAUGGGGUAA
Molecule: messenger RNA, 1320 nt
Organism: Babesia bigemina
Lineage: Eukaryota; Apicomplexa; Aconoidasida; Piroplasmida; Babesiidae
Product: triose phosphate/phosphate translocator, putative
Exons: 2
Coding region: 1-1320 (439 amino acids)
Cellular component (GO): Golgi apparatus
Molecular function (GO): antiporter activity
Source: RefSeq, a predicted model, not a curated record